CAGCUUCUGCUUCUUCUCAGUCUCACUCUUAGUUUCAACACAGUGUUGUGAAGUUGUCUUUCUCUUUCCUUCUUGACAUAAACAACAAAACACGUUUUCAGAUCUCAAACGUUAGGUUCAAGUUCCUUUGUUUUUCAUUGAAAAUUUUGGAAAUGGAGGAUGCGAUGGAUGGUAAUGCAUAUUUGGAUUAUGCUUCAAUUCGGAUUUUUCCAAAGCAAAACAGGUAUGAGGCAUUUGUCUGUAAGGGAAAACAAUCCGAGAAAGUGGAAGCUGGACAUUUGGAACAUUUGUUGCCACAUGUACCUGCAAUAAAUGAUUUGCAUGCUAAGGGAUUUGAUGCAAACUUUGAUCUUAAAUUACCUGAAAAUCUUCAUGGUGCUGAAUGGUUUUCAAAAGCUACUCUUAAAAGGUUCCUGCAUGUUGCUAGUUCACCAGAUUUGAUAGAUGUCAUCAAUAGUAUCAUGGAUGAGAUGUCUCAAUUGGAGGAUUCAAAGAAAUUCCAUGUUUCUUUAUAUGGAAAGGACCAUCACGAUCAUCUUGGAAGCGGCGAUAGAGAUGGUAACAGCAGCUCAUAUGGUGAAGCACCAACCUCCAAACCUCAACAUAACAUCAUGUCAUCCGAUGCUUCAAAGAAUGAAUUGUUACGAGCAAUGGAUCUAAGACUCACAGCUUUAAGCAACAAGUUAGGUGAAACUUUUAACAAGGCUAGUGGUGCUACCUGCUCCCUUAAAGACAUGACUUAUUUAGCAAAAUUCUCUCAACAUUUUGGUGCUGCUAAUAUAGAGCAUUCAUUGUGCAAGUUUAUAGAAUUAAACCAAAAGAGCCAGGAUGUUGGUUUCCUGAGCAAUGAAACAACCUUGCUCACAUGUGAUGUGACGGAAGAUGAUGCAAAGAGGGCCAUCAAAAACCUGCUGAAUUCCAUGCCAUUACAUUCAGAUUCACCUGUUAAAUAUGGUGUUUCACCAGCUCAAGUUGCUCAAGUUGAGAGACACAGUUCAACAGAAAGCGAGGAAUGUUCUAAUUCAAGUGAUGAUGAUCAAACAUCCGCUGAGAGAAGCCGUUCUCUUGUGAGAUCUGCAACUCCCAAAAGAUCAGCAUCCCCAAUGCGAAGGAUACAAAUAGGAAGAGCUGGACCCCGCAGAGCUGCUGCAUUAACUAUCAAGAGUCUAAAUUUUUUUCCUGGGAGAGAUAGGCCAAUAUCUUAUAGAGAUACUGCUGAAAAUGACUGUGAAGGGGAAGUAUCUGAACAACCCUAUAAAAAGACUGAGAUUGAUGUAAGGAGGAUAACUGUGCAAGAUGCCAUCAGUCUUUUUGAAAGCAAACAGCGGGAUCAAACUGCAGAUAUUCAAAAGAGGAAGUCAUUAGCAGAUGUUUCUGUUAGUACAAAUAAAUCUGUCUUGAGAAGAUGGAGUUCUGGUAUGGGGCAAACCUCUGUUCAAGACCAACCAGAACUUGUUCAGGAAGAUCCUGUUCCAGUGACUUCCAAUGAUGUGGUACAUGUUGAGAUUCCUAAGAAUUCAGAAGUAGGAGUGGUGUCUGAUUUUAUUUCUGAAAGUCACAAUAAUAUUGAGAUCAUUGAUUGCGAUGUGAAACCUGAAAAACAGGAAAACGUAGGUUCUUAUACUGUAGAUAAUCAAGAAGAAACUGAUCCAAAAGUAAGAGAGGAUAUUGUCAAAAAGUUUGCAGCCUCAGCAGAAUGGAAUCAACAAAAGCAAGCAGAGUUCAACCAGAUUCUUAAAAAAAUGGUCCAAAGCAAGCCUGCCAUAUAUGGAAAGUCCCAGCCCAGCAGAAACCAAAAUAUUUCAUUUGAGCAAAGAGGAGGGUCUUAUGAUAAUUAUAAGGAGAAAAGGGAUGCAAAGCUCCGAGGAGAGAAGGCUGGAAAACGAGUAGAAAAAGAAGCACAAUUUCGAGAAAUGCAACAACUACUUGAUAAGAGGAAGGCUGAAAUGUUGUCCAAAAAUGUGAGUGCAAGUAAAAAAAGUUCUACAAAGUUGCCCCAAAAAUCUCUUAGAAAUUCAAUUCAAGCUACAAAUUCCCCAAAGGAAACCUUUAAACCUUCAGUUACGAAAAAAGCAUCAUCUAAAACGUCACCGAUGCCUGCUACUCGUAAGUCUUGGUCAGCAACACCUUCACCAAGGGCUGCUGGGACAUCCCCUGCUAAAGCUCGUGGUGGAAUUUCAUCUGCCAACAGCACCCCAACACGUCGGAAGCCAGUGUCAACAGCUUCUGUUCCCCAACCAAGCCCCCAAAGGGAAAAAUCUCAGCAGCGAAGCAUACACGAGAAAGAAACUCCGACCAGUAAUGUCAGGAGCAUCAAAAGCACGAAGGAAAAGCGGCAGUCAGCUGUCCCAAACAAGAGCAAGGAAAUUAAAGCAAAAGAGAUGGCAGCUUCUGGAGAAACCUCUGUUCCUUCAAAGAAGAGCUUAGGUAACAAGGGAACCAAGAAAAGCAGUGUAGUGCCAUUGGAAUCAAAACCAUUUUUACGAAAGGGUUCUCGGAUGGGGAAUGGUACUAGUGAUCUUAACAAGAAAAAAAGUCCUCCUAAGCUGGAAAAAUCUGUGAGAGACAAUGAAGAUAAUCUUAUUGUAGAUCAAGAAAGAGAGUUGGUUGUCAAUGCUUCUGACUUGGUUAGUCAGCACUCAGACAGGGACACUAUGACACCUAGUCAUCAGAAUGCUGCUACAGAACCAGAACCUCAGAUAAAUAAUCACCUGCAAUGUGGUGAGACAGAAAACUUAGACCAAGAUCCUACUGAAGGUGAUGUGUUAACAUAUAUAGAAGAGUCCUCCUCCUUAAAUAUAAGGAAUGAAGAAGAAUCAACCAUAUCACCUUCUGCCUGGGUGGAGACAGAAGAGGAUCUGGAGCUGCCUAAGCCAUGUGAGGAUAGCACAUUCCAACCUGCAUCUCUGGCCAAUGCUGCCCCGGCAGGAUCCGCUAGUCCUCGUGUUCGCCAUUCUCUGUCGCAGAUGCUUCAAGAAGAAAGUAGUGAACCUGACACUUGUGAGUGGGGAAAUGCUGAGAAUCCUCCUGCCAUGAUAUACCAAAAAGAUGCACCCAAAGGUUUGAAAAGGCUCUUGAAAUUUGCUCGGAAGAGCAAGGGCGAUUCGGGUUCUACUGGAUGGUCUAGCCCAUCUGUUUUUUCUGAAGGAGAGGAUGAUGCUGAGGAGUUUAAAAAUUCUAAUAAAAGGAAUGCAGACAAUCUACUGAGAAAGGCUGCACUCAAUGUGAAAAGCUAUGGACAACCAAAAAUUUCAGUACAUGAAGGAUAUGAAAGAAAUUUAGAUUUCUGCCAUGCAGCAAGCAGAGAUGAUGGCAAGGGUUCUCACAAGACACAAGAAGGCCGUGAUUCUGGUGCUGGUUCAACCACCAGAGCGUCAAGGUCAUUCUUUUCUCUUUCAGCUUUUAGGGGAAGCAAGCCCUCCGAGUCAAAGUUUCAUUAAUGCUAUGGACAACUCUUAAGAUCGUUGACUUUGCCAUCAUCUCAGGACAUUUUCAUGUCAGGUUUAGCAUGGAGUUCUCUCUACUUUUCCUGCUAUGUUUUGCGUCUAUGCAUUGCCAAAAUCAGAAUUAAUUCUAGCGGAUUGAUGAUAGUUGUAAAACAAGAAGGGGGGGUUAGGUGGAAUGUUGUAAAUUCAUGAGUUAUGUUGUGGUUAUUUUAUUACAUUACCCUAAAGUUAAUUCAUAUCAUCCGGCCCCGCUCAUAGGAAAUUUUCCAAUAGUUGGAUUCAUUGUUGUAAUGUUGUCCCAAAUGUUCUUUCUUCGUAUGGUCCUGUUACUUCAUAAUAUUGA
Messenger RNA from Gastrolobium bilobum, 3789 nucleotides. RefSeq lists its product as uncharacterized. The transcript has 11 exons. The record is from RefSeq and is a predicted model, not a curated record. Bases 153 to 3440 code for a protein of 1095 amino acids. NCBI's taxonomy places the organism in Eukaryota, Viridiplantae, Streptophyta, Magnoliopsida, Fabales, Fabaceae.